Molecule: messenger RNA, 498 nt
Organism: Scutellospora calospora
Lineage: Eukaryota; Fungi; Glomeromycota; Glomeromycetes; Diversisporales; Gigasporaceae
Source: the annotation of a GenBank genome assembly
UACGAUAAAGUGGUUUCAAUGACAAGUUUACAUUAUGAAAUAAAACAAGCCAGAAGAACGAAGAAAAUCUCAAAUUUAAAUAUAAAUCUUAGCCAAAAUGAUACUUCUAAAUCAGAUAAUCUAAGCAAAGGUUAUAGAAUAAAUGCAAGUCAUGAGAGUAAUGAGUUUCAAGAGGAAUUCAAAAAUUAUAAAGAAUUCAGAGGAUUUGAAAAUUAUGAAGAAUUCGGAGGAUUCAAAAAUUAUAAAGAAUUCGAACGUAAUGAAGAAAGCAAUCAUGAAGAAAAUUAUAAUUUUAGUGAAAGCAGAAUUUACUAUAAUGUGUCAUCUGAAGAAAAUACAGAUAUGGAUAUCGAUGAUAAAGCCGAUAACCAAGUGAAUUUAGUAGAUUCGUGGAGAUAUUUGGUAGAGCAAUGGCUGUCGUUAAUUGAGGAUGAAGAUGAUGCAGACGAUAACUCUAUGUUAAAUGAAGAAACUAACCUGGUUAAUAUGAAUAACUAA